Molecule: messenger RNA, 2859 nt
Organism: Rhinichthys klamathensis goyatoka
Lineage: Eukaryota; Metazoa; Chordata; Actinopteri; Cypriniformes; Leuciscidae
Gene: spred1
Product: sprouty related EVH1 domain containing 1
Exons: 6
Coding region: 621-1778 (385 amino acids)
Biological process (GO): multicellular organism development; negative regulation of MAPK cascade
Cellular component (GO): membrane
Molecular function (GO): protein kinase binding
Source: RefSeq, a predicted model, not a curated record
GGAUCUGGAAUGUGCGGCGGAGGGAUCUGUGUUGCGCGCAGGCCGCGUCCGCUCUUCCGCCCAGUUUUCCUAUGUGAUUCGCCUGCGCUGAAAAUGGAGUUCGCGUAAAGCAGAUCCUCAAAGUUCCCAUGAAGAAUCGCAGUCAUUCUGCACGUUCCGGUGACACUUUCUGUUCCGAGCCGAGACUGUCGUCCAGCUCCAGCCUCCCCCUGUGCGUCGAGGAAGCGUACAUUACACAGGGGUUCGUUUCAUUGCUGAAAUACUGCCGUGUGAACUUGUCUAUGAUCGGGUCCUGUGGAUUUUCCAAACUCGCUUUCGCUGGGAUUUUAGGAUUUUUGUCCGACCAGGAUGAGGAAGACUCCGAUGGUUUCGCCUCAGAAUGUGAUUUAUAGUGCAGAUGGAUCGAAGUGUUGCUUUCAUUGCUUUCACACACCAUUCCCGAUCUGAAUCCGCUGUUUUGGCGUCUCGUGCAGCAUAUCGACUGCAGAUCGGGUCGCUUUCUGUCAAUAAUGGCCUUUCGUGGCGGUUUCACGGAGAAAAUGGAGAUAUUUGCACUUUAUUUCCCCGCCUUGAGUGCGAACUCGAUGAUAUUUCCAGGAUUUGAAUCCCCGUGAGAAAAAAUGAGCGAAGAAUCAAAUCCAAACAACGAUGAGAGUUUUGCGCGUGUGAGAGCGGUGGUCAUGACUCGAGAUGACUCCAGUGGCGGAUGGCUUCCUCAGGGCGCCGGCGGCCUCAGCCUCGUCUCCGUACUCAAGAUCAGCCGAGCCGAGGCCGAAGACCAGUUCCUCAUCCACGGGGAGCGGCUCAAGGACAAAUCGGUGCUGCUGGACUGCUGCAUCCGGAGGGAUCUGGUGUAUAAUAAAGUCAAUCCCAUCUUCCACCACUGGAGGAUCGGCAACAUGAAGUUUGGACUGACCUUCCAGAGCCCAGCGGACGCCAGGGCCUUCGACCGAGGGAUACGGCGGGCCAUGGAGGACAUUAAACAAGGCGGCCCGCAGAACAGCGACACGGACACACCCGAGGACGCUUCAUCACUGGAGAGUGUGUGUGUGGAGACGCCCGUGAGAGACGUCUUCUGUCCUCGAGCCGUCGGAUCCACUGAACACUUCCGCGGCUCUUAUGUGCGAGUGCAGCCCUUCGACCAGACGCUCACUGCUAACCAGCGGUUCCUGCCUCCACAGGUCUCCUUCAACCCCAGACGUCACGUGAGCUUCCACAUGGACGAGGAGGAGAUUGUGCGCAUCAACCCGCGCAAGGACGUGCUGAUCCGCGGCUACGAGGACUACCGGCACCCGGAUCUGUGGAAGCGUGACCCUGAGCGCGAGGCCCCCGACGAGAAGAGCCCGUACGCCGAUGCCCCGGAGCGGCUCAAGCUCACGGUGAAGACACAGCAGCCCGCGGCUAAAGCGUCCCAGCGGCGGCGCGAGGACGGAGAGCGCUCGCGCUGCAUCUACUGCCGCGAGGUGUUCAACCGCGAGGACAACCGGCGCGGGCAGUGCCAGGACGCGCCGGACCCCAUACGCCAGUGCAUACACAGGGUGAGCUGCAUGCUGUGUGCCGAGAGCAUGCUGUACCACUGCAUGUCCGACGCCGAGGGCGACUUCUCCGACCCCUGCUCCUGCGACGCCAGCGACCCGCACUUCUGCCUGCGCUGGCUAGCGCUGCUGGGGCUGGCGGUGCUAGCGCCCUGCAUGUGCUGCUACCCGCCGCUGCUAGCCUGCCACCGCUGCGGAGAAGCCUGUCGAUGCUGCGGCGGGAAGCACAAGGCUGCCGGCUGAGCGGGACGAGCCCGCGGAUUUACACCGGCCCUCGACGGGCGUAGCGCGACUCAGUCCUGUGGAGAGCGUCGACCGCAGGCGUUAGCGGCGGCAGGAGCGUCCUCGCCGCACGGACACGGAGAACACGCUAACACAUCGCGUGCAACUAUGAAGAAAUGAUAUUGUGUACUUGUACAGUGGUUCUAACACUUGGCUUUUCCGUGAGUUAUUAACCGUGCGCUAAUGCGCAGAUGCGCUAAACAUGUUGUUAGCAUUAACGACAGCGGUCGCUAAGACUCUUGUUUCACGCGGCUGUAGAAUAUAUUCCAGAUGUUUUCUUUUGAUUCUGUCAAUCAUUAAUCCAACAGGCACUUAUAAUCCUGCUCUUGUCCGAGACUUUUAACCGCUGACGGUUUAAAACCCUGGAGAGCCACAGAAAAUGGACGUUUAUUCUUACUGUGGAAUACAAGUGUUUAUAUUUUACAUGCAUGUUUAAAAAGUGUUUUCUGUUUUUAAAAUCGACCUUGUUUUGACUAAUAACCAGAUGUUUUUUUGUGCAAAGAUGAUGUGUUAGUUGACACAUGUAUUUGAAACGUGUUGUGGGUAAAAUCCCGUCACGGUUAACUUUCUAUGCAAGUAUUUCCAUGAGACUCUCUGACCUCCGCACACACAGUCCCGUUCCUCACGUUAGCCGUCGUUCAGGGAAACUUCGCGCGGAAGAACUGUCUAUUGUCACUAGCGUAUGAAGCACCGCUCACACAGAAGUCACUUUAAAAUCAGCUUUCUGUUGGUCUGACAACUUUUGGUGCGUUCAAGUCCUCUUGGGAAGUUCGUAUUUACGAGGUGGGAAGUCGUGUUUAUGACAGCGUUCAAGUCAUUUUCGUCGGAGUCAGAUGGCGGUGUACCUUCUCUUGAUUAAUUACACAAAAAUACAGCAAGGUUCUAGUUCUAGAAAAUGAAGAACAAAGAAAUGUGCAUCAGAUGUGCUUUGCUUUUUUAUAUAUUUAAUUUAUGAAGCCACUGCAAAUUUUAUCAUUACAUAUUAUAUUGUUAUUGUAAUGCCAUCAUAAUCUGUGCAGGGAGUUAGCUUACUUCGCUGUAA